Molecule: messenger RNA, 981 nt
Organism: Podospora pseudopauciseta
Lineage: Eukaryota; Fungi; Ascomycota; Sordariomycetes; Sordariales; Podosporaceae
Exons: 7
Coding region: 1-981 (326 amino acids)
Biological process (GO): succinate transmembrane transport; thiosulfate transport; oxaloacetate transport
Molecular function (GO): oxaloacetate transmembrane transporter activity; thiosulfate transmembrane transporter activity; antiporter activity
Source: RefSeq, a predicted model, not a curated record
AUGUUUGUCUCUUUUGCAACAUGGUGCUCCCAGGCAUCCAGUCCUGAGGAACCAAGCAACCCUUCUGGCUCGGGUGACGGAGCCGCUGCCUCCAUGGCAGUAUGCUUCACCCACCCCCUGGAUCUCACAAAAUACCGCAUGCAGGUCCUCCAUACCCGAGCACCCAUGCUCUCGACCCUGUACCGGUUCGCUGUUCGUGAUGGAAUACCUUCACUGUGGUCCGGCCUUUCCGCUUCGGUUCUCCGACAAUCGACAUACUCAACAGCCAGGUUCGGUUUGUAUACCAUCCUGUCCCGCCAGAUGCAAAAGCGGUCCAGUGGUGCCAAGCCAUCCACCACAUCCACCAUAGCGUGUGCCGGUGUGGCCGGCGGGCUCGCUGGCGUGGUGGGGAAUCCGACAGAGGUUGUUCUCGUCCGAAUGUGUGCCGACGCCGCCAAACCACCGGCAGAGCGCUUUCUCUACUCGGACGCCGUGACCGCCCUCGUCCGGAUCGCGAGAGAGGAAGGUGUCAAAGUGUUUGGGAGGGGGCUGUCUGCCAAUAUCGUCAGGAGUGUCCUCAUGAGUGAGUUGAGCACCCCAGACAAUGCCCACAAGCUGUUUGCUGACCUCGAACAAGACGUGUCCCAGAUCGCACCAUAUGCGGCUGCUAAAAAAACUAUCCUCACCCGCACCCGGCUGAAAGACGACAUCCGAACACACGCCCUGGCAUCUCUCUUCGCCGGAACCGCUGCCACGACAGCGUGCGCACCGGCCGAUGUGCUGAAGAGCAGAAUCCAAAGCGCUACCAAGGGCUCAACCGUCCUGCAGGUUGCGCGUGACGGCCUGAGGCAAGAAGGGCCAAUGUUCCUCAUGAAGGGGUGGACGCCAGCUUGGCUCCGCCUGACACCUCACACCGUCCUCACAUUCGUCAUCAUGGAAAAGCUCUCCGAGCUCGUCAGCAUGACGGCAGCCACCCCGGUGCCGGCUCGAGCAACCGCUUGA